Messenger RNA from Mercenaria mercenaria, 4616 nucleotides. RefSeq lists its product as uncharacterized. The transcript has 10 exons. The coding region runs from base 332 to 1879 and encodes 515 amino acids. Lineage: Eukaryota; Metazoa; Mollusca; Bivalvia; Venerida; Veneridae. The record is from RefSeq and is a predicted model, not a curated record.
AUGACUGUAGAGUUUGACUCCAUGAGGACAGCAAACGAUUUUGGCUACAUGACGACAGGAAAAAAAGAGUUGGGCUAUAUGAUGACUGCAAAAUCAGUUUGACUCUAUGAGGACAAUAAUCGUUUUUGGCUACAUGAUGAAAGAAAAUGGAUUGUGGCUAUAUGAUGACUGUAUUUCGCGAAUUUGGCUCCAUGAUGGUAGUAAAUUACUUUGGCUACAUGACGACUGUAAAUAGAAUAAGGCUACGUAAAGAGAGUUUGACUGUAUGCUGACACUGAAGAAAGACUAGCUGGAGGAUAACACUGCGAAUCAUGAAAUUUCAUUCGGUAAAAUGAAGCGGAGAAGAGAAAUAUGCCUGUGGCGAGUGUUUGGUUGUCUUGUUUUUGCGGUGGCUUGCAGAGCAAAUCAUUCAGUUAGAACGGUUAUGUUACUCAAGUCUGGUUCUACAAACAACUUUGAUACUAUGUGGAAUACUGACGGAGCCAUCAACGAUCCCCAUGGCAACAAAUCACUUAUUCAGUUUGUUGACCAGUUGGCCAGUAGUACCGACUUUAAAGCUGAUAUAGAUCAGGCUUGGGGAGAUAUCACAGAGCUGGAAAUCAUUGGAUACAACGCCCUUGGUGACGAAUUGUUUUACGCAGAGUUUGAUGUUGCUGGCAAGAAUAUAUCACAAGUUAAUAGUUGGUUUAUAGGAUCAGAUCUUGUAGAUACAUCAUUUGGUAUCUCAAAUCCUAGUACUGUAGUAAGAGAUGGGGAUAAAGAACUCAUUAUUGCGACAAAUUCAAACGAGGCUUGGUUUUCCAUACUCCAUCCUGCGUCAGGAGUUGACCCGAAGAUUGUGUUAGCUGUGAAUUCCUCUGCUGCAUUGACAGUAGAUAGUAUAGGUGAGUUGGACUCCCUGUCACCAAAUGCCGAGUCGGUGCCACUGCUCACCUUGACUCACACAGGAGGAUACAUCUAUAUUAUUAAUGUUUCUGUAGAACUGUUUUCGCGAGGAUGGACUGAUGGGUUUAUCUAUAUUGAUCGGAUCAGCAUCAAUGCUACAAAUUCCACAGGCCAUGCAAUGCUGUUUUCAUUUGAAUACCUAAGCAACUCUAUAGAUAAAUUCAGCGAAUACGACGAUAAUGGAAAUCAUUACUUUGAUACAGACGGUACCCCUUUAGAUAUACAUGUAUUGCUUGUAGAAGGACUCCGUAUUUCGUAUGAGUGGGAUGUUGAACAGUCGACUAUUGAGUUGUAUGGACCAACAGCAAAUUCCUACGUUGAUGUUCCAAUGAUUGCGGUUUUGGCACACUUAGGAGACUCAACACAUACAGUGUCUACCACAGAUUCAGGAACAACAACAAAUUCGGGAAACUCCACCACAGUGGGGUCAGGAACUACGACUGAUACUGUAACUACAACAGACUUUCCAUCAACUACAACAUCAUCGGAAGUGACCUCCCUUUAUCAUGUUUAUCCAAAUCUCACCGUGUCUGUAAAUGGUACUCUGUAUUGUCCGUGUAAUCAAACUAGCAACAUUUCAACAACCCUAAAUCUCACAUCCAUAUACCAGGACAGUAACAAAACGUUUGAGGAACUAAUUGCAGAUUUGACAUUAGACGCAGAUACUCUAUCAUCUAAUACAAGAAAGUACGUAAGUGCCAGCGAUGAUCGAGCAUCCGCUGCAACUUUAGGGACGGUCGGCAUUGUCAUUAUAGUGUCUACUGUCUCAUUCAUUGUGUACAUGGAUAGUGCUAGACUGGUACAGGAAGCGUCAAAGAUUCGGAAAAAUUAUAAAAUACUAAAGAAAAGACUUUCAAAAAGAAGUUUACGAGUAGAAACAAUAAAGGUUGAGUGCAAAGAAGAUCAACAAGAUAUUCCCGAUAUUCUAAAAUAAUUACAACUUAUUAACUAUUAUUAUUAAAAUAUUCAUGUAAGUCUUACCUAAGAAAGUAAGUGAAAUUGAAAUUAAAACAAUAGUUUAAAUGAAUAUUGGAUAUAAGGUCAAAUCAUUUACCCCAUGUGGUUCUGGGACAAUUUGUGUAUGAAAAGAAUUGGAACCACUGCCUUACCCUUGCAUGAUCGUAAGAGGCGACUAAUAGUGUCUUAACACUUGGUUUUGCAGUAAUUCUGUGAUUCCAGCAGGUAUGCAAAUUUUGAUUCCAUACCUCAUGUUUUUAUUUCGAUGUAAAUGAGAUAUGGAACCAAAAUGUGUAGUCCUGUUGGCGCCAUAUAACCUAUACUGUGUUGGUUCGCCGUAAAACCCAAAUAAAAUAAAUAAAUUAUCAUAAUCAUUAUUGGUAUCACAUUCCAAAAGCGUUUCAACAGCUUACUUACGGAGCCAUAUCUAAUUAAACCACAAGUCGAGUCGAGUUGAUAUUUAGUGUGAUUGUUUAUAUUGGCUAUAGCUCUUUGACUGCAUUUUUAGAACAGAACAGAAAUUUUAUUAUAGAUUUGUACAUAGAACAUCAUCUUUAAAACAUUUAAUAUUUUCAUAUGAUAAACAUAUAUGUAGUCGCAUUAAAAUAUGUAUUGUAUGGGCAUAAGAGACAAUUUAAGUCAAGUAUGACCAUUGUUAUUGUCUCUGAUCUCUUUAAAAAUGAUCAUUUAUUUCUGACCAUUGUAUAUAAAUUAAUUUAAGUUAAUAUUAUAUUUAUGAUCUUUGUAGUAACAAGAGGAUGUUUUCCAUCAAAUGCAGCCACCGGAAUCUGCACAAAUAUUUCAGAGUUAGUGUCUUAUAAUCAAAUAGAUCUAGAAGCUUUAAAUGUUUUGUCUAACAGGUACCCCAUUUUUCUAAUGGUAUGUCACUUUGAGAAAAUAUUUUGUGAAAAUGUUUGUAUUUGCUCAUAGCUGCUUUCCUGCAUAUCUUUGUAAACUAAUCUACUGUGACCAAAGGUAUUUUUUGCUGAUCACUUUUCCUUGUAUAGAAUCUUAUAAAUGUUUGUUUAAGCACGAGGAUGUUUCCCAACAAAUGCAGUCAGGAUCUCCACAGUGAUACUAGAAUUAGUGCCCUUUCUUUAAAUAGAAACUGUAUUUUUGUCCAUUAGGUAUCGUUACCUUUCUUUGUAAAUGCUGGAUUCACUAUUGUUCGAUGACGUGAGUGUUUGUAUAUACACAUAGCUUACUUUACUUGCUUAAUCCUCCUCGCCUCAAGUAGAGCACUGGGCCUACAAAACAAUCUUCAAGUCCUAGGCUGCCAUAGCUCCAUUCCAUGUAGAAUACAUCACGUUGCGACUGGUCGUCCUGGCCUCUUCUUGCCUUAAGAAUUUCAGUCAAGCGCAUGUCUUGAGAGGCUGGCAGGAGAUCUUCUGAGGAUAUGGCCGAAUUAUCUUUAUUUUCGUCCAUUUAUAGUUCUCACAGUCCUUGGUCAGUCAUAGCUGUUUCCCUGCAAGAAUUGAAAUAUUUUUACUGAUAUCUUUAUCAUAUCUUUAGAUGAUAUUGUAUUCUACUGGUGUAUAAGCAGGAGGAUGACUUUUCAAGUCUGGAUAUGCACCUUUAUUACCAGUUACUACCCUGUUUUAAUUAAAACUGCAUUUUUCGCAUAGCCCAUGAAUUUUUUGACAUCCUUUUCAGUUCAUUGAAUCUGCUUCUGUUUUAAAAUAUUUUCAGUGUUAAGCAUGAGUCAAACUAUAUCCGAUAUUUUUAUACUUUCAUCAAUGUAUCCUCCUUUUUGGCACAUCAAAAAAUAUCAUCAGUAAAAGCAGUAUCCAGCGUCCACUUUAAGACGAGGUAAUGUAAGAUUUUUUAACUGAAUUGGAUAAAAAAUCAGUUUAUAAUUUAAUAAUUGAUAAUUUACUUUAUAAGAUUAACAUUCAGGAUUGUAUUACUAUAUAUGAUAAUAAACAGAAAUAAAAGAAUACGAGGGUUGUCCCAGAAAAUGGCAAACUUUCUUUAUUACAGUUAGUGCUAGACUAGCCGGCGCACACUUAAUUUUACCAAUACUUUUAACUUUUAAAUUCACGUAACUUUCCCAAUAUGCAUCUCACACAAUUAAAACUUAAUAUAUCGUCGUUAAGCAUUGAAUACUCAAAUAAUAUGAGAGGUAUUCAAUUUUAAACUCUAUAGUCCUUUCGAGUAUACAUUGAAAUACCAACAGUUAAAAUAAUUAUUUCAUGCGUCGCUUAUUUUUGAAAUAAUAAGAAAAGCUCUCGAUUUUCUGGGACAAUCCUCGUAUAUAAAGAUAAUAUUCACCACACACCACGGUUGUGUUAUACGAACAAAAAACAAUAAAAAAAAACAUUUUCAAUAAAACAAGAGCUGUCCGUAAGACAGCCAAGUUCGACUAUUCGAAAUAUUGUCCCAGAAGCAGGAAAAUAUUACCCAAAAAGGUUAAAUAUCAAAAGAGUUUUAAGUUCAAAAGGGGGCAUAAUUUGACCAAAAUGCAUAUCAGUUAUGGGACUUGCUGCUAUCAACUAGUUUUAUAACCCCGAAGGCACAUGUGAAGCUUCAGUUCAAUAUCUGCAUUAGUUUUGGAGAUAGAAACUCGCAUGUAAAACUUUAACCAGAAUUUUCAAAGUCCAAAAGGGGGCAUAAUUUGCCCAAAAUACUUGCCAGAGUUAUGGGACUUGACCCAGUGAGGUUGGUAAUUGAUCUAGAAAAAGAAAAAAUAAGUUUCAAACCUUUUAGUAAUUGCU